Messenger RNA from Lactuca saligna, 2988 nucleotides. The record is from the annotation of a GenBank genome assembly. Lineage: Eukaryota; Viridiplantae; Streptophyta; Magnoliopsida; Asterales; Asteraceae.
AUGAACCCUGAUCAUAUUGCUUUCCUCUUUUCUAAUCUUGUUAUAUUUCUGAUUUUUGCCACCAAUUCUGUUUUUGGUGGUGGUAACGAGACCGAUUAUCAGGCGUUGUUGAAGUUCAAGUCUAUGAUCAGGAAUGAAGAAGCUCUAAGCUCAUGGAACUCUUCCUUUCAUUUCUGUGAUUGGAGUGGUGUUUCAUGUGGGAAGCAGAAUAAAAAAGUCACUGCUCUAUGGUUGGAGUCGCAAGGGCUAGAAGGCUCGUUGUCUCCUUAUAUAGGGAACCUCAGCUUCCUUCGUUUGUUUUCUCUAAAAAACAAUAGUUUUCAAGGAUCGAUCCCUCAUGAACUGGGUCGUCUAUCAAGGCUACGAGGCCUUGAUCUUGGCUUUAACAAAUUCGAUGGAUUCAUUCCAAGUAACUUGUCCCGUUGUUCUAACAUUGAAAAGCUCGCACUUCAUGAUAACAAGCUAGUUGGAAGCAUACCCAAAGAGAUCAGUUUUCUCUCCAAACUAGCUUUUAUUAGCCUUCAUCAUAAUAAUUUAACAGGUGGAAUCCCAUCUGACUUGGGGAAUAUAACAUCAAUGAUCACCUUCUCUGCAGCCGACAAUCCAUUUGGUGGGCGCAUUCCAGGGUCCUUAGGAAAUUGGAAAAACUUAAUACAAUUCUUCUGUGGUGGUUGUAACUUGUAUGGAACAAUCCCUCAUUCCAUUUAUAACCUCUCACUCUUAACUAAUUUUUCUUUGUCUGCUAAUCAGCUUACUGGUAGUCUUCCCUCAGCCAUGGGUGAAAUGCUCCCUCACCUUGAGUUCCUUCAGUUACGAAAUAACCAACUGAAUGGACCUCUUCCACCCUCGAUAUCAAACUGUUCGAAAUUAGGAAUUCUUGAAUUGGUGGACAACAAUUUUAUAGGGAAGUUGACAAUUGACUUUGCAAAACUAAGAGAUAUUUAUAAGUUACUCUUGGGUAAUAACAUCUAUGGAUUCGGAGAAGCUGAUGAUAUGAAGUUCAUUGAUACUUUAAAAAACUGCAGCAGAUUAGAGAUUUUGGAUCUUUCUAGCUGCGAGUUUCAAGGAGUGUUGCCGACAUCAAUUGGUAAUCUUUCCGAUCAACUCGCUUACUUAAAUUUAGGAGGAAAUCGUUUAUAUGGAAACCUUCCUUCGGGUAUAGCUAAUCUAGUUGGCUUAACCACAUUAUAUGUAGAUGAGAACAGUUUAACAGGAAAAAUCCCUUCCACCAUUGGUAAGCUUCAAAGGCUACAAAAUGCUGAUCUAUCUAAGAACCAAUUUUCAGGGCCAAUUCCAGAUGACAUCGGGAACUUAUCAUUGUUAACUAACCUUUGGUUACACUCCAACAGAUUGGAAUAUAUUCCAUCAAGUAUGGGAAAUUGUCGUAAUCUAUUGGAGUUGCACCUUGAUGACAAUCAACUCAGCGGGAGAAUACCUAAACAACUUGUUCAACUUUCAUCUUUGACCAUUAUGUUAAAUCUUUCUCAAAACAAUUUGUUUGGGUCACUUCCCGCAGAGGUUGGCGACCUCAAUAUGUUGACUUCUCUAGAUUUGUCUAAUAAUACUUUAUCAGGUAACAUUCCUAGUAGCAUUGGUGAUUGCACUAGCCUUGUAUUCUUAUCCCUCAAAGGUAACUUAUUUCAAGGCGAAAUACCAUCGUCAGUUAGUUCCAUGAGAGGAGUUUCGACACUCGAUCUUUCACAUAAUAAUUUAUCAGGCCAAAUUCCUGAAUUCUCGGAACGAUUCUCAUUUGAAUAUGUAAACCUAUCCUUUAACAAUUUUGAGGGUAAAGUACCUGUGAUAGGAGUGUUUGCAAAUGGAAGUUCAUUCUCUGUUUUGGGGAAUAGUAGGCUUUGCGGUGGCUUGGCUGAACUUGGGUUGCCCAAAUGCAAGGCGAAGGGGAAACAUAAAAAAAGGCUUCCUUUGUUUGUAAUAGUCAUUCUUACCGCAUCCAUCAUUUUCACUGUAUUGUGUUUAGUGUAUGCUUUGUGUAAGAAAAGGAAGGGCCAAGCGUAUCCAGCAUCAAGGGAUGAACAAUUCUUGAAAGUAUCAUACAGUCAACUUCUCAAGGCCACCAAUGGAUUCUCCAAAGACAAUUUGAUUGGUGAGGGUGGGUUCAGCUCUGUUUACAAAGGAGUCCUUGAUGAUGAUACAAUUGUUGCAGUCAAAGUUCUACAUCUUCAAAACCGAGGUGCCCACAGAAGCUUUAUAGCAGAGUGUGAAGUGUGGCGGAGUAUUCGACACCGGAAUCUAGUUAAAAUAAUAACUUCAUGUUCAAGUGUAGACUACCAAGGCAAUGACUUCAAAGCUUUGGUAUACGAGUUCAUGUCCAACGGGAGUUUACACGAUUGGUUGCAUUCAAGUGCAUCUACAUCCAUGCUAAACCUUCUUCAAAGAAUUAAAAUCCUCCUUGAUGCCGCAUCUGCACUUGAUUAUCUUCACAAUCAAUGCCUGCCAACCAUCAUUCACUGUGACCUGAAGCCUAGCAACAUUCUGUUGGAUGAUGAUAUGGUGGCCCAUGUUGGAGACUUUGGUUUAGCUCGAUUUCUUGGAACAAAUUCAAACCAAAACAGCACAAGUGGCAUUAGAGGAACGAUUGGAUACGCACCUCCAGAGUAUGGUGUCGGGAGUGAGAUGACAAGUAGUGGGGAUGUCUACAGUUUUGGAAUACUAUUGUUGGAGGUGAUAACUGGGAAGAGGCCUACAGACGACAUCUUUAGCAAAGGCCUUAGCCUUCAUAAGUUUGCACACAUGGGCAUGCCAGACCAUGUAAACGAUGUUAUUGAUGAUGAACUUCUGAAUUUUCUUCAAGAGGAUGCUAUUGCUACACAAUCUACGUUAGCAUAUUCAAAGAAAGUAGAGAAAUGUAUGGCUUUAACUGUCAAGAUCGGAGUAUCAUGCUCCAUGGAUUCCCCACCACAACGGAUGCACAUCAAAAAUGUUGUUCAUGAAUUGCAGCAUAUUUUGGAAAUGCUUCAAAAUAUCUGA